This is a messenger RNA of Talaromyces proteolyticus, 714 nucleotides long. RefSeq names its product SH3 domain-containing protein. The record is from RefSeq and is a predicted model, not a curated record. Lineage: Eukaryota; Fungi; Ascomycota; Eurotiomycetes; Eurotiales; Trichocomaceae. Gene Ontology annotation, molecular function: protein binding. Gene Ontology annotation, cellular component: ESCRT-0 complex. Gene Ontology annotation, biological process: protein transport to vacuole involved in ubiquitin-dependent protein catabolic process via the multivesicular body sorting pathway. The transcript has 4 exons. The coding region runs from base 1 to 714 and encodes 237 amino acids.
AUGGGUGAUUUCUCGACAGCCAUGACCAACCGGUCGCUGCGUAUCAUCCGUAAUGAGCUCGAAUUUCUCGCAGACGCUGCUGUGAUCACGCCACAGCAGCUCUCGUCAAUCCUGACUCAAUUACCCGAAAAUGCAACACAGGCACACGCUCCAACAGCCCCGGUCGUGGCAGCCCCUGUGGCAGCCCCUGUGCAAUCCCCAGUCACAUCGCCUAUCUACGCACCACCUACAACGCAGCUCGAGAAUACCAGCCUGAACGAUAGGGCUCCCAGCCAGCCUCAGUACUCGUCCCCAGUCCCACCUCCGGCUUAUGCUCAAACUCCACCGGUUCUAUCGCUCGCAUCGGCAUUAUAUGCUUACGCCCCGACUGAUGCCGGUGAUCUUGCUUUGCAGCCUCAGGAUAACAUCCAGGUUCUCGAGCACAUGAACAAUGACUGGUGGCGUGGCCGCAACGAACGAACCGGCAUGGAAGGUAUUUUCCCAAGAAGUUACGUCAAGGUUGUCGAUGAGAAGACCGUUCUUGCCCCACAGCCUACAAAUUAUGGAAAUAUGCCUCUAGAAGUCAGCCAAGGCGCCGGAUCACCUUCAACAGACCCUCGUCGACCAAGCAAAUUCGAGGAACACGGAAAGAAGUUUGGAAAGAAGAUGGGCAAUGCUGCCAUCUUCGGUGCCGGUGCCACAAUCGGAUCCAACAUCGUCAACGGCAUCUUCUAA